Messenger RNA from Cygnus olor (mute swan), 3530 nucleotides. It is a transcript of the gene TDRP, whose product is annotated as testis development related protein. Gene Ontology annotation, biological process: spermatogenesis. NCBI's taxonomy places the organism in Eukaryota, Metazoa, Chordata, Aves, Anseriformes, Anatidae. The transcript is spliced from 4 exons. Gene Ontology annotation, cellular component: cytosol; nucleus. Bases 142 to 771 code for a protein of 209 amino acids. The record is from RefSeq and is a predicted model, not a curated record.
GGGGGCGGGCUCCGGGCUCCGGGCCCCGGCAGGCAGCGCUCCUCCUCCGGCCCCGGGGCUGACAGCGCGGCCCGGCCCGGAGCCACCUCCCGGCUCCCCCCUUCCCCUCCUCGGCCGGCCGCCUCCCCUCCCUCGCCCGCCAUGUGGAAGCUGAACAAGAGCAGCAAAGUUCUCCUGGACGACUCCCCCGAGGAGGACGAGGCGCGGCCCCGCGGACCCCCGCCGCCGCCCCCGCCCGCCGCCGCCUUCGCGGCCCCGCAGAAUAAAGACCAGUUUCUUCAUGAUGAAGUUCCGUCUUCAGUAUCACAACUUGCAACAAAGGUUCAAGGCGCAAGUUUCCGGGGCUGGAAGGAAGUGACGUCUAUGUUCAAUAAAGAUGAUGAACAGCAAUUGCUAGCAGGAUGCAAGUCGCCGAAAUCCAAAGGAACAAACCUAAAGUUAAAGGAAGAGAUGAAGUCAGAAAAGAAGACAGGUUUUUGGGACAGUUUGGUGAUAAAGCAAAAUGUCCAAUCUAGGAAACCAGAUGAGAUUGAGGGAUGGGAACCACCACAGAUUACUGCUGCUGACUCUGCCAGUGACGCAGCAACUACUUUAAGUGACUAUACAGCCUGGUCAGGCUGGGAAGAUGAAACCAAAGGCUCCACAAAAUACACAAACCUGGCCAGUUCAGGAAACAGUUCCAGGUGGAGUAUCAAAUCAGCUGGAAAGCUGGUUAGUAUUAGACGUCAGAGCAAAGGUAACCUUACUGACAACUGGGAAGAACUAGAAUGAUACCGGUAAUGUGAAUUACUUUAUAGAUAAGAAGAGAAAGGUUCCAUGAUUUACUUGUAUGUUUAAACCAAAAUCAAAUCUGCUCAAUAUUGCACCUUUAUACAGUACUUUGUUUUAUUCAGAUUGUUACGAAUUUUUGCUCGCCUAAUAGUAAAUUUUCUUAUUACAUUGUUAAAUAGCUAUGUUUUCCACACUGAAAAAAGUAGAGAAUCUAUUUUGUGCCUAUAUUUCACAUUUAGACUGCAGUACGUUGGAUUGUUGGUUUUACCAAAAAAAAAAAAAAAAAAGUAAUUCCUUAGUGAAUGUAUACACUGGUUGUAAAUUUGACUGCCUUAUGUAGGAACUUCCACUAGCUCGAGGUCCUGUUUUUUCCUGGUAUUUGAGGGUCACUCAAAAUGUUAGUUUUGAUGCUGUCCCUUUUUAAAUAAGAAUACGGAUCUGUAGAUUGCAGGAAGAAUGUUUAUACUUGGUGGACUGUUUUCCAAAUCUUCAGCCUCAGCAUAUGCUUCAGCUUGUGCACACAAGAUGCUCAACUGUCACACUGUGCUGUACUGUGUAAGAAAUGGGAAAAUACUACUCUAAGGUAAUUCCUUCCAUUACAGGAACUUCACCAGUAGUCAGGUCAAAUGGGUCUUCCAGAGUUUUUUUUAUAGUGAAUGUUGUUUGACAAAUCUUACCAGUUUUUAAGAUGCAUGUCAUACCAAAAAUAAAAAAAUAUUGAAAAUUUGGAAAGCAGUAGUGGGUAGAGUAUAAGAUCUCAGUAUUCAGUAUCUGUAGUCCUGAAUCUAGGGAUGAAUUGCUUCUUAUGGAAGGGCAAACGUGUUCAUUUUUACAGUAGCUUUUUUCAUUUCCUACUGUCUGUUGCCCUUUCUCCAUCCCUCCCUCCAUAAGCAGUGACUGAACUGUACCCUGACAUUUUGGGAUAACUGAGCCAUUACAGGUAUGUGCAUGCACACAACUUGUGAAGCGUUUUUGUUAUAAAGCUCUGUCUUAUUAGCUACUGAUGCUUUCGGCUUUGGUAAAAGGGGGCGAAGUGUUGACCUUGGGAUUUGACGUGUAUAUAGAAUACUAAAAGUGCCUCUUUCUAGCAUAUUCUCACUCAUUAUUAGUGCAGCCAAUGUCAGAUCCAAAGUUGGUUUCCGUUUUAUUUAUAUGACUGAUAGAAAUGCUACUUUAGCAUUCAUGGAAGAAAAUAAAACCAAAAGUCCCACAACAAACACAAACAGUAAGCCUUUUCUCUCCGGAUUGUUAAUCUGGUGUAACUGAACUGAAAACUUGUUGACUGCCUAGCAGUAUGGCCAGUACAAUAGGGAGACCAAGUUACCAUUGGAGAGAAAAUCAGCAUUUUGAGAAGGAAACACAUACCUUUAUACUUAAUGGAAAUCCUGCAAAUGUAUUUUUGCAAGAAGCUUGUGAAAAGGGAUGCAUGCAGUUUUCUUCUAAGCUUGUACCUUGUUUCUGUUACUGCCACAUUAUUCCUUUCUUAGCGCUCUUUCUCCUCUCUCCUUCAAUUCAUGUGUAGUUCUCUGGCUUAUGGCUCCUGCGUAGCUAUUCUUUGGAAAUUCCUGUUGAGAUGUGCCUGGAGGGAAACAAGCAAAAUGGCUUUUCAUUUGUUUGUUUGUUUAUUUUCUGUUUAAUAGGAUGUUAAAAGAUAUAGUCCUUAAUUUUGUGUAGAAAAACGUUGGUGUUUUGGGCUACAAAACAGGAUCUUAUAACUUGUAAAUGUAUUUAUAAAAUUGGCAUUAUAUAUUAAAAAAAAAAAAAAACUAACAGAGGAGAAAGGGUUAGCAUUUAUACUGCAUCAUUUAGUCUGUGAGUAAACUCCAUAUUUGCCUUUGGCAAGUACAUAUGCUGAGGUUAAUUAUAGGAAAGAAUUAGGAUUCUUGGGUAAAGUAUGCUGCAUUUUAUAGUUUACGGAAUACCCGGUAAGGCAUGAGCUAGUAUUUAGUUUGGAUGUUGGUGCUGACAUGAAAGAACAGAAAAAGAUCUGCUGGCAGCCCUCGAUAUUUUGCUCUCAAAGGUGGGCUGAGAACUUUUAAUUUCCCUCCUGAAGAAACUGUUUCUACUGUGACCAGUAAAGGUUUGCCUUGCACAUUAUACUGUCAAGUGCCUGUUUCUCACCUUGAUGAUGUGUUUGAUGCACAGCUUAGCUGCAAAAUUUUUCAGUUUGUUUUUAAAUUUUUGACAAAGAACAUGCUCACAAAGCUGAAGUCUAGCAUAAAACAAAAUUGCAUCUAAGUGGGAAAUUGAGAUAUGUAAACUUAAGGUAUGACUCUUAGUGAUGGAAGUUUUGGUGUGCUUUUUAAGUGAUACUUCCUCAGAAAUAAUCGUUCUAAGGAUGAACAUUAUUAAAUUUAAUAUAAUUUAUUGUUAUGCUUUGAUAAUGUAUUUGUCUUGAGAACUCACUGGCGUGAGCUUUUCUUCUCUUAUGUUAUAAACUUGUCUGAAUUUUCAGAAUGGGGUCCCCUUUUCUUUUACCUUCUUUAAAUGCUUAACUACAUUAUACAUUUAUGGGCUUAAACUAUACACGGCUCCAUAUGUGGAAUAAGUGUAGAAUAUGUCCCUUACUAUUUGUUUUGAAAUUGCAUUUCAAUCUAUGUGAAAUGGUUUAGAAGAAGAUAGCAUUAAGAUUGUAUAAUAAGAUUGCACAAAAUAAAAUAUAGUUUAUAUUGCUUUCUCGUAGCCAAACUGCAUGAUUGUUGGCGUGGUUUUAACGGGAAUUAAAAGCUUUGUGUGGCUGUAACUAGUCACUUAACUCU